AUGCAAAGAUUUACUUUUCUUGCCCGAUCAUCUUCCAAGACGGCAAAUACUAGACUUUCUUCUCUUUCUCGCCAAUUUUCAGCGACCACUUUCAAUAUGGCGCCAAUUCCUAAGGAGUGUGACUUUUUGGUCAUUGGUGGUGGUAGUGGCGGUUUGGCUACAGCCAGAAAAGCCAGUGGUGUUUAUGGUGUAAAGACUAUUGCUGUGGAGAGUAAGAGACUUGGUGGUACUUGUGUUAAUGUUGGCUGUGUACCAAAGAAAGUUACAUUCAACGCCGCCGCAAUCGCAGAAGCCAUCCACGAGUCCAAAGCCUACGGAUUCUCGGUCGAGACCACCGCACCAUUCAAUUGGUCAUAUUUCAAGAACAAGAGAGAUGCAUACAUCAAGAGAUUGAAUGGCAUUUACGAGAGAAAUCUUGGCAAUGAUAAAGUCGAAUAUAUUCACGGCUACGCAUCUUUGACUGGAAAGAAUGAAGCAGAAGUUACAUUGGACGAUGGCACGAAGCAAAUAAUCAAGGCCAAAAAGAUCCUUUUGGCAGUUGGAGGCCGUCCUACUGUUCCUAAGGGUAUUCCUGGUGCGGAGUACGGUGUUGACAGUGAUGGAUUUUUCGAUAUUGAGAGACAACCCAAGAAGGUCGCUUUGGUUGGCGCUGGAUAUAUUGCAGUUGAGUUUGCAGGCAUGUUCAAUGCUCUUGGAACGGAAACACAUUUGUUCAUCCGUCAUGACAAGUUUCUCCGAAACUUCGAUCCUAUGGUUCAAGAAGCCAUCACAAAUGAAUAUGAACGUUUGGGCGUUAAAUUGCACAAAAACUCUACUCAAAGCAAAAUAGAAAAAGAUGAGAAGACUGGUAAACUUACCAUCCACUACGAGGAUUCCAACGGAAAGGGUGUUCUCGAAGAUGUGGAUGAUUUGAUCUGGGGUAUUGGAAGAUCUCCGGAAGUUGAGAGGCUCGGCUUGGACAAAGCAGGCGUCAAACAAAACGAGAGAGGUCAAAUCAUCGCUGACGAAUAUCAAAACACCAAUGUCGAAAACAUCUUCUCUCUAGGUGAUGUCGUCGGCAAGGUUGAAUUAACCCCUGUAGCCAUUGCCGCUGGUCGCAAACUCGCCGAUCGUCUAUUUGGAGGUCCUCAAUUUAAGGACUCAAAACUCGACUACGAUAACGUUCCUUCCGUCGUUUUUGCCCAUCCAGAAGUCGGUUCUAUCGGUCUUACCGAACCGGAAGCUAUUGAACGCUAUGGAAAGGAGAAUAUUAAAUGCUACAGUACUAGUUUCACAGCAAUGUAUUACGCGAUGAUGGAACCAGAAGAUAAGGCUCCAACUAAGUAUAAGUUAGUCUGUAAACUACCUGAGGAGAAGGUUGUUGGUCUUCAUAUCUUGGGAUUGGGUAGUGGUGAGAUGUUGCAAGGCUUUGGAGUGGCUGUCAAGAUGGGAGCUACAAAGAAGGAUUUCGAUAGCUGUGUGGCUAUUCAUCCUACUAGUGCCGAGGAGUUGGUUACAAUGAAGUAG
Botrytis fragariae is the source of this 1506-nucleotide messenger RNA. RefSeq names its product putative glutathione reductase protein. Bases 1 to 1506 code for a protein of 501 amino acids. The record is from RefSeq and is a predicted model, not a curated record. Gene Ontology annotation, biological process: cellular response to oxidative stress; cell redox homeostasis; glutathione metabolic process. Gene Ontology annotation, molecular function: glutathione-disulfide reductase (NADPH) activity; flavin adenine dinucleotide binding; NADP binding. Gene Ontology annotation, cellular component: cytosol; mitochondrion. NCBI's taxonomy places the organism in Eukaryota, Fungi, Ascomycota, Leotiomycetes, Helotiales, Sclerotiniaceae. The transcript is spliced from 2 exons.